CUUCGGGUCAUCGGGACCAGCUUCCGCGAGCUUUAUGGGAGGGUCGCAAUUUUUCUAUUAGGCCUAAACAUUGAUGAUCCUUGUUGAUACUUAUGGAAAGUUCAGAGUCCUGCCAAGGAUGGACCCCCUGGGUGGCAUGGAGCAGCAGUGUGAGGAUGAGAAGGCCCCGAGACCAAAUCGAGAGCCCACGCUGUGGCAAGCCCUUCCUGUUCUGUCGGAGCAGCAGUCUAGGGACGUGGAGCUGGUGCUGGCCUAUGCAGCGCCCAUCCUUGACAAGCGCCAGACCUCACGUCUCCUCAAGGAGGUGUCAGCUGUCCACCCAUUGCCUGACCAAACUCACCUUAAAAGGGUUCGGCCAAGCCGUGAUGCCAGCCGUCCACACUUGUUGGAGAUACUGCUAUGCCUGGCAGAGCCAGCUGCAGGCAAGCGAUCACUGGCUGAGCUCCUUCCACAGCCAGCAGUGGAUCCCCGAGGCCUGGGGCAGCCCUUCCUGGUGCCUGUGCCUGCCUGGCCGCCCCUGACCAGGGGCCAGUUUGAGGAAGCACGUGCCCACUGGCCCACAUCCUUCCACGAAGACAAGCAUGUGACCCGUGCCCUGGCUGGGCGGCUUUUCUCAGCACAGGAGCAGGUCGAGAUGCAGGGCCACAUGGAGCGGGCUGUAUGGAUGGCGCAACAGGCAGCCACCGGGGGCCUGAGGGCUGUGGGGGCUGUGGUGGUGGACCCGGCCUCAGGCCAGGUGCUUGCCAUGGGCCAUGACUGCAGUAGCUCAGCCAACCCCCUGUUGCAUGCCACCAUGGUGUGCAUUGACUUGGUGGCCCAAGGCCAGGGUCAAGGCACCUAUGACUUCAGGCCCCACCCUGCCUGCUCCUUCGCCCCAGCCUCGACCCACCAGGGCAUCCAGGCCGUCUCUGUGCGUACACUGAAUGAGGACAUGGACAUGGACGAAGACGGCCUCCCCUAUGUGUGUACUGGUUACGACCUCUACAUUACCCGUGAGCCCUGUGCCAUGUGUGCCAUGGCCAUGGUGCACUCCCGUGUACAGCGUGUCUUUUAUGGGGCACCCUCUCCUGAUGGUGCCCUGGGCACCCGCUUCCGCAUCCAUGCUCGGCCUGACCUCAAUCACCGUUUCCAGGUGUUCCAUGGCGUGCUAGAAGCCCAGUGCCGCCAGUUGGACCCCGACACAUAGAUGCUAUGCUUGCUGGCUCCAGACUGUCCUUUGUUCUGCCAGCCUCAGCCUCCUCUCAGAUCCACUUACGCCCUGGCUCCCUCAUUGUUGUCCAGGGGCUGCGAUCCUAUCUGUGGAUUUCAGGGACACACCUGCCAGCCCUGGAACCCGUGCCCAUACCUUUCCCACUGGUGUGUGGGCUGCAUUUCUGCAAGAUUUUUCCUGGGCUGGAGCUUAAUGGGGGCCCAGCUGGGCCUUGUUACUGGGCACUCAGGCCUCCCUCCUUCAACUGCCUUUACCCUGAGCCCACUGGUCCACUGGGAUUGUGUCCCCUGUAUCUCAAGUCUGACCUGUGAAAAUAAACACAACCCUCAAACCAGGUUGGUGUCUGUUGACAAUUGUGGGGCUGCUUCCAUUGAGGGCCUGGGUGUAUACAGCAGGAGGGGAGCUUCUGAAUCAAAUGUGUAUGGCUGGCUAGGGUGUGUCUGGACUCAGCUGAUCAAAGGCUCCUUUGGGACUAUCCCUUUUCUGCUCUUUCUCAGGUGGCCAGAGGGGUCUCCAAAGGCUGAUGCCACAUAGCAUUCAGCACUAGAACCAACUUGUUUGUGUGGGACUUGGAGUAGGCUGUUUGUCCAUCCAGCAACCAUGCACUGUCUGACCACAAAGGCACUGUAGGGACUUCAGGACAUCCCUGUCCCAAGCUGACCCUUAUGUCCCUGGGGAUGCUCCAGCCUGUGGGGGCAGGGCAGGUGGGGCUCUACCUGACAGCCAGUGCACUGGACAGACAGACAUUGGUGGGGCAUGAGCCUGCCAGGCCUGCAGGGAGAGCCAGCCAGGGCAGGACAGAGGGUCUCAUUGGGGACAUCGAUAAGCAGAAGGGUGGGCUCCAUGGAACUCACCAUCACUGGAACCUUCUAGCCUGGACUGUAGGUGAGGAAGACGUUCCCAGUGCAGAGCCUAAAGCAUGGCUCCUGGCCCCCUUUGGUGCCAAGGGUUCCUUGGAGCUUCACGUGAGUUGCAGUGGGGUCCUUGGCCUUGCGAGGCUCAUAG
Molecule: messenger RNA, 2215 nt
Organism: Molossus molossus (Pallas's mastiff bat)
Lineage: Eukaryota; Metazoa; Chordata; Mammalia; Chiroptera; Molossidae
Gene: ADAT3
Product: adenosine deaminase tRNA specific 3
Exons: 2
Coding region: 74-1186 (370 amino acids)
Cellular component (GO): nucleus; cytoplasm
Molecular function (GO): tRNA-specific adenosine-34 deaminase activity
Source: RefSeq, a predicted model, not a curated record